This is a messenger RNA of Perognathus longimembris pacificus (Pacific pocket mouse), 2945 nucleotides long. RefSeq names its product WD repeat domain 5B (gene Wdr5b). The record is from RefSeq and is a predicted model, not a curated record. The coding region runs from base 531 to 1511 and encodes 326 amino acids. Gene Ontology annotation, molecular function: protein binding. The transcript is spliced from 2 exons. NCBI's taxonomy places the organism in Eukaryota, Metazoa, Chordata, Mammalia, Rodentia, Heteromyidae.
GAAAAGCCUGCGGGUGGGGUCGUUUGCCUUUAAAGGGCGGGCCUAAUGCUGCGGCGACGGGAAGGCGGCCAGUGCAUCCCUCUGUCAAGACAGUUCCCACAGGAGUGCCUGCUGUUCGACAUAAAGACCCAUCGUUUCUCACGGCAGCCAGAUCUAAUAAAGCUCGCCCAGCUACCCGCUCUACCCAGGCGACCUAGGGGGGUGCAGCGCCUGGACCAGCGGACAGAGCCGGAAGUAAACACGGCGUCUCCCGUUGCGCAGGCGUGAGAACGUAUCUCCUAUGCUCUUUGCGCAGGCGCGCUGCAGCUCUUCCUGUUGCGUUGAAAUGACGUCGGUGAGCCGCCCUUACAGUGUUUUGAAAGGUGACUGCGCUCCUGGAUUCCUUUUCUGGUAGCUAUGCGAGUUUUCCUUCGACUUCUGACGCCAGUUUAGAGCGGUGCUCCGUCCAUCCUCAGUACUUUAUAUUUUUUCAUCUGCGAGGUUCAGGGCCGGACGCCUGAGGAACCUUAAUAUUUUGGAGCUUCAGGGUCAUGGCAAGGAAGGAGACCGGAAAUGAAGCACAGUUGGCCUUUUCAUCAGCCAAUCAGAGCCAGGAAGUGUCUGAAAAACCAAACUAUGCCCUCAGACUUACUCUAAUGGGGCACGGGGCAGCAGUGUCUUCGGUUAAGUUUAGUCCUAAUGGAGAAUGGCUAGCAAGUUCUUCUGCUGAUAAACUCAUUAUAAUUUGGGGAGCAUACGAUGGAAAAUAUGAAAAGACAUUAUAUGGCCACAAUCUGGAAAUAUCAGAUGUGUCCUGGUCAUCAGACUCCAGUUGUCUUGUUUCUGCUUCAGAUGAUAAAACUCUAAAGAUAUGGGAUGUGAGAACUGGAAAAUGUCUGAAGACACUGAAGGGACACAGUAAUUAUGUCUUCUGCUGUGAUUUCAAUCCACCAUCCAACUUGGUGGUUUCAGGAUCUUUCGAUGAGAGUGUGAAAAUCUGGGAAGUGAAAACAGGAAAGUGCCUCAAGACUUUGUCUGCUCAUUCUGACCCAGUUUCUGCUGUUCAUUUUAACUGUAAUGGAUCAUUGAUAGUGUCAGGUAGCUAUGAUGGUCUCUGUAAAAUCUGGGAUGCUACAUCAGGUCAGUGUUUAAAAACACUUGUUGAUGAAGAUAACCCCCCUGUCUCUUUUGUAAAAUUUUCUCCAAAUGGUAAAUACGUUCUUAUUGCAACUUUGGACAAUACUCUUAAAUUGUGGGAUUACAGUAGAGGAAGAUGCCUGAAGACAUACACUGGUCAUAAGAAUGAGAAAUACUGCAUAUUUGCUAAUUUUUCAGUUACCAGUGGAAAGUGGAUUGUAUCUGGUUCUGAGGAUAACCUGGUUUACAUUUGGAACCUUCAGAGUAAAGAAAUUGUACAGAAAUUACAAGGUCAUACAGAUGUCGUGAUCUCAGUAGCCUGUCAUCCUACAGAAAACAUCAUUGCAUCAGCAGCCUUAGAAAAUGACAAAACCAUUAAACUGUGGGUACUUUAGUACUAAGGUCUUUGGAAACCAUGUACUAAGGCAAAAUUGGCAAAAUACUUAGGCAUUUGAAAACAUUUCUCUGAAUUUUGGAGUGGUUUUGUAUUUCUUUUAAAAUUAGCUUUUGGUUGUAAGAUUUUGAGCCUCAUAGUCAAAAUUUACAAAAUGAGAUGGCUUAUGGCUACUAAUCCUGAGGCCUAUAAGUUUGAUUCCAGUUCUGUUCCUCUGAGGUAUUAGCUUAGCAGGUCAUAGUACUGGGAAUAUGUGGAAGUAAGGUUGACAAGAUCAGAUGAUUGAGGGGGUCAUGUGAGUUUGCAGAUUGUGGUUUGGGAAGUCAGGUGAAUAAGCACAUAAGCCUUGGGUGGUGAUGAGAGAACUGAAGGUACAUGUCAUAUGAUAGCAGCACAUUUGGUGCAAUAUAUUCUACAUGAUAGGAUUCAAAAGUCCAUGGGAUCAAGCCUGCCAACUUGGGGAAAAUGUCAUAGUUAGGUUCAUUCAAAGAUGAAGAAUGACCUCAUAACUACCUUCAUUGGCUGGGUUGUGCUAUCCUAUGAUUUUCAGAGAAACUACAUGUCUUGAAUGAUUAAGAAUACUCUCCUUCAGGACGUAUUGACUCUCAGACUCAAUUCAGAAAUCACCUCUUAUAAAACCAUCACUGCCUGCUUCCCACCUCAAUGGACAGUUAAAUUAAGUUUUCCUGCUACUUAUAGCUUCUAUUGGAAAAUUGAACAUGCAUAUUUGCCUAUCUGUGUUGUAAUGAUUUCAUGGGCCGUGUUUCCUAUUAAUAAAUUCUACAAUCAGGAAAUAUAUCACCUUUUUCUUUUUUCUUGUGAUGAUUGAACCCAUGGCCUUGCACAUGGCAGGUGACACACUGUGUCACUAACUGCCUGAGCUGGGUUCAGACUCCAAGAUCUUCUGCUUCCAUAGUAGCUGUGACUAAGCUUACAACACCAGACCUGGCAGAAAGUAUAUCUGAAUUGUCUUUGUCUUGGUUUUUGUAUGAAUUAGACUCAAAUUUGAUAAAUGAUAUUUCAUUCCUUGCCUGCUUUCAAUUAGCUUUAGUAAUAAAAGCUCCAAGCUAUUAUAUUGAUUAAAUACCCUACCCUCACAUAUUAACUCCAUUCACACAGGGCUUUCACAGGAAAUCUAAAGAAUGGAAAAUAAUUUCUGUUCCCUUUACCUAAGGACACCUAAUGAACAUGUGCAGUAACCAAGGAAACAAAGGCAAAGCUCCAAUCGUUAAGUUUUAUCUGCUAGCCAUGAGCUCCAGCUUGAGCCAAGGCCAUUCAAUGGAGAAAUAGUCUUUACCAGAUACUGUUAACAAACUGCUUAAGCCACAGCAAAAGAAUGAAGCUUGACUUUUAAACCACUUAUGAAAAUUAGCUGAAAAUCAAUCACAGACCUAAAUGUAAGAGGUAGGCCAAAGUAAAACUCUUGGAAGGAAAC